Molecule: messenger RNA, 566 nt
Organism: Suillus paluster
Lineage: Eukaryota; Fungi; Basidiomycota; Agaricomycetes; Boletales; Suillaceae
Exons: 3
Coding region: 92-349 (85 amino acids)
Source: RefSeq, a predicted model, not a curated record
UUCCUAUACUACGUGUGCAUAAAACUAACGUACUGGCUUCCGACUCAAUAGCAAAACCCAUCAAGCCCGAGCCCUCUCUUGGAUCCCAACUAUGAAAUCCAUCUCACUCGCCACUUUGAUCAUGUCUGCCACAGUGAUAGCUGGGGUAGCAGCCGAUGCAUCUAAAAUCACCCCCGUCGGCAUAUUCUGCGGCAAACCUGGCAAAGUGGAGUGCGGAAGUCUCUCCGGUUUUAACAACGACAACGAUUAUUUGUUUUAUUGUGGAUCAGACUCCGUAAUUGCGAGUUUUAUUACAUGCGACUGUGUUUUUUGCUGCAAAGUAACUGGUGAUCUAUCUGGCAGUUGUUGAUGAGAGUGAAUAUGGUUAUUACUCACUGUGUCCAGUGCCUGGGAACGUUAAUGUAGCAUCAUACGCGUGGAGAAGUGCGGUAGCCUGGUGUCAAUAAUAUGCCAUGAAUUUCUAAGGCUAAGUCUGCUGCCUACGACAAUGCAAAACAAAUGAGCGAGUCCACCAUCAUGAAAUGCCUUGGAUCGCGAGAUCCUACCGAUACUGUCGUAAGGGAAAC